Molecule: messenger RNA, 1982 nt
Organism: Westerdykella ornata
Lineage: Eukaryota; Fungi; Ascomycota; Dothideomycetes; Pleosporales; Sporormiaceae
Product: hemin import ATP-binding protein hmuV
Exons: 7
Coding region: 284-1804 (506 amino acids)
Biological process (GO): translational termination; ribosomal subunit export from nucleus; translational initiation
Molecular function (GO): iron ion binding; ATP binding; ribosomal small subunit binding
Source: RefSeq, a predicted model, not a curated record
UCUCGAUAGUAUUGCAAUUGUCAAUUCCGACAAGUGCAAACCGAAAAAAUGUCGACAGGAAUGCAAAAAGUCUUGCCCGGUCGUUCGCACUGGCAAGCUCUGCAUCGAAGUCACACCCGAUUCGAAGAUCGCCUUCAUUUCCGAACGCCUUUGCAUAGGAUGCGGUAUCUGCCCUAAGAAAUGCCCUUUCGACGCCAUCAACAUUAUCAACCUGCCCACGAACCUCGAAACUCAGGUUACCCAUCGAUACUCCGCCAACAGCUUCAAGCUACACAGGCUCCCCAUGCCACGUCCUGGCCAGGUUUUGGGUUUGGUUGGCACAAACGGUAUUGGCAAGAGCACCGCAUUGAAGAUUCUGAGCGGUAAGCUCAAGCCCAACCUCGGGCGAUAUGACAAUCCGCCAGACUGGGAGGAGAUCUUGAAGUAUUUCCGUGGCUCGGAGCUCCAGAACUAUUUCACAAAGGUUCUGGAAGACGACCUGAAGGCCGUUGUGAAGCCGCAGUAUGUGGAUCAGAUUCCCAAAGCAGUCCGGACACCAGACAAGAGCGUUGGAGCUCUCAUCAAAGGCCGGUCUCAGCUGGGCAACCUCGAUGAAAUCACCGAAGUACUGGAAUUGAAACACGUGUGGGACCGCGAUAUCAACCUACUCUCUGGCGGUGAGCUGCAGCGCUUCGCCAUUGGAACUGUGUGUGUUCAGAAGGCCGAUGUGUACAUGUUCGACGAACCAUCGUCCUUCCUUGAUGUCAAGCAACGUCUCGCUGCCAGUCGCAUCAUCCGUAGCCUGCUACGCCCCGAUGACUACGUCAUUGUUGUCGAGCACGACUUGGCCGUCCUCGACUACCUCUCCGAUUUCAUCUGUGUUCUCUACGGCAAGCCUGCCGUGUAUGGUGUGGUGACCCUGCCCGCUUCGGUCAGGGAAGGUAUCAACAUUUUCCUGGAUGGAAAUAUCCCGACGGAAAAUCUCCGCUUCAGAGAGGAGUCUCUGCAGUUCCGCAUCGGCGAGGCCGGAGAAGACUUCAUGGUCGACAAGUCACGUGGAUACCAAUACCCGAAGAUGACCAAGACCCUGGGCGAAUUCCAGUUGAACAUUGAGGCUGGUGCUUUUACCGAUUCCGAGAUCAUCGUCAUGAUGGGCGAGAACGGAACCGGCAAGACCACUUUCUGUAAAAUGCUCGCUGGGGCUCUUCAACCCGACAACGGGAAGAAGGUGCCGCCCAUGAACAUCAGCAUGAAGCCGCAGAAGAUCACGCCCAAGUUCCAAGGAACCGUUCGCCAGCUCUUUUUCAAGAAGAUCAAGGCCGCUUUCCUGAGUCCCCAGUUCCAGACUGAUGUCUACAAGCCACUCAAAAUGGACGACUUCAUCGAUCAGGAGGUGCAGAACUUGUCCGGCGGUGAACUACAGCGUGUGGCCAUCGUCCUUGCCCUUGGUAUGCCGGCUGACAUCUACCUCAUCGACGAGCCCAGCGCCUAUCUCGAUUCCGAGCAACGUAUCGUCGCUGCCCGCGUCAUCAAGCGCUUCAUCAUGCAUGCUAAGAAGACCGCUUUCGUUGUCGAGCACGACUUCAUCAUGGCUACCUACCUUGCGGAUCGUGUCAUCGUCUUCGAUGGCCAACCCGCUGUUAAGGCUCGCGCCAACGCCCCAGAGUCCCUCCUUACAGGCUGCAACAAGUUCCUCCAGAACCUGGAUGUUACAUUCCGCCGUGACCCCAACUCGUACCGUCCUCGCAUCAAUAAGUUCAACUCGCAGCUGGAUCAAGAGCAGAAGGCGAGUGGAAACUACUUCUUCCUGGAAGAUGAUAGUUGAAAAGAUCUUCCAUGGAGAAUAUACGCCGCGGGAGCAGGAUCCACCACAUAGACAUAUGAAUCGUGACGGCGGAACGAAACGAGGAAAUAGGAAAAGCGGCUCACGAAGACGUGUGGCGGCCUCCGAGGGGGAAGAGAGCGGCUCUGGUGAGGAUGACGAGGAAGACGACUCUCCCCCA